GACUAUAGUACUUUUCUUAUUCCUUUUGAUCUUUUUGGAGGAGGGUGGGUAACAGGGAGAAUAAUAAAUAAUUGAAUGAGCAGAAAUUAAUUUGGGGAAAAAAUAGGGAGAUGAUCUCCUAUGGUAAUUCUAAUCCUUUACUGAGAAUAAGACUUUCUAUAAGAAUUUCUCUCAAGGGAAGUGUGACACUGUACUUGUUUGUCCUCUUACCCAUUCUUUUUGGUGAUUUAGAACUAAUUUCUGUUUAAGAAUCAAUUGAUGUCAACUUUCCCCACUGAUACCCCAUAUGUGAACCAGUUGCAGAACUGCUUCCCGGGUCAUCUUCCAGUUCUGUAGAAUCCACACAUUAUGCCACAGCAACAGGGAAUGUGGUGGGAGGGACAGGAGAAAUGGGAAAAGAGUGAGAAAGGAUCUCUGUCUUGGGGGGGGAAUGGGGUAAUGUGGAGAAGGGAGAGGAGACCCCAAAGACUAUGCUGUCGGGGUUUAGGGGAAUCUACGAUCUCUACUGGAGCCAAGUUUCAUUUCAAAGUCAGUCCUCUGUUUCCCUCCUCCCCUCCAGGCAAAAUGAAGCUGACCCUGGUGCAGAUCUUUUUCAUAAUGUUGCUGCUCCUGCUGGGCCUGGGGGUAGGCCUGGGGUUGGGACUUCAGAUGGCCGCAGCAGUCCUGGAGGAAAGUGAUCAGCUACUGAAUGAGUUUCAGUCCAGUGACUCACAUGACAAGGCUGAAGCCACUAGGGAGGGAGCGGGCACCCUUCGAAGCAUAGAAACCCUUAGCAACAAAGAAGUGGUGCAACUGGAAGAGACCAUCGUCAGUGAAGAUGAAGUUGGAGGAAACAAGAUGCUCAGAGCUGAGGCUCUCUUUCAGAGCAAAAAAGACUAUCUGAGGUCUGACCUGAUGGACAGGGAAUGCAAUGCCCUGAUGGCACAGAAGAUGAAGCCGCACAACCACACAUGCAUACCCCGGUACAUAUUCAUCCAUGAGGAACUAGAGGCAGUCAAAGCUGUCUGUAAGAGUCCUGUUGUUGCCUGUGACCUCAAGGGAGGCAAGUGUCACAAAAGCUCCCGUCCUUUUGAUUUGACAAUCUGCAAGUUAUCCAAACCAGGCCAAGUCACUCCUCACUGUACUUACAUAACUUUCAUUCUUGAAAAGUACAUUUUUAUAUCCUGUAGUGACAUGAAAGUCCAGGUAGCAUCUGGACCAUGAAGUAAGUUCUCUUCUGCACCUUCUCAUCUUUGUCUUCCUUUCCACUUCCUCUUUUUCAUGCUGUUUUCGUCCUUAGGUAUUCUGCAAAAAAGGUUCUGGGAAGAGAGGCUGGCCUAUUCUUUAUCCUAUUUGAAAAUAUAAAUCUUCUUUGCCCUAGGGGUUCACCCAACCUGCAUUUUUUUCCUGGGAUUAGAGGUGGUAGAAUAGGGUGAGGAUGUCCAAUCUCUGUAGGUUCUCUGUCUCUUAGAGUCUAUCUCUUGCCCUGGAAAGAGAUCAGUGAAGAACUGCUCUAGUCUCUCCUAUGAUCCUGGUUAUCAGUCUGUGCCCUGGUCUGGAGGCCUUUAGGUGUGGAUUACAAUAGUUUAAUGCAUCCUUUACCCACAUCCUUCCCUGCUACCCACGAUGAACCUCUAUGGCAAUCACAUAAGCCUCCUGGGCUUUCCAUGUAGCACUUCUCUGCUACAGAUGUAAAUUAAAGUGAUUCUAACUGUGACUGCGUCUGGAGAACCAUGUGGAUCAGGUUUCUUUUCCCGAACCCCUGGCUGUAGGGGUCUGCAGGUACGGUGCCAUGGUGGUGCAGACUGAGAUAAAACAUGUCCUGGGGCAAAGACAGCACUCAUUUUCUUGACCCUUCUCAACCCUUUUCUUUUUCCUCUCAUUUUUUUACUACCUGCCAUUUUUUUUUUUUACAUCUUUAUUGGAGUAUAAUUGCUUUACAAUGGUGUGUUAGUUUCUGCUUUAUAACAAAGUGAAUCAGUUACACAUAUACAUAUGUUCCCAUAUCCCUUCCCUCUUGCAUCUCCCUCCCUCCCACACUCCCUAUUCCACCCCUCUAGGUGGUCACAGAGCACCAAGCUGAUCUCCCUGUGCUAUGCGGCUGCUUCCCACUAGCUAUCUAUUUUACAUUUGGUAGUGUAUAUAUGUCCAUGCCACUCUCUCACUUUGUCACAGCUUACCCUUCCCGCUCCCCAUAUCCUCAAGUCCAUUCUCUAGGAGGUCUGUGUCUUUAUUCCUGUCUUACCCCUAAGUUCCUCAUGACAUUUUUUUUCUUAAAUUCCAUACAUAUGUGUUAGCAUACAGUAUUUGUCUUUCUCUUUCUGACUUACUUCACUCUGUAUGACAGACUCUAGGUCCAUCCACCUCAUUACAAAUAGCUCAAUUUCGUUUCUUUUUAUGGCUGAGUAAUAUUCCAUUGUAUAUAUGUGCCACAUUUUCUUUGUCCAUUCAUCCAACGAUGGACACUUAGGUUGUUUCCAUCUCCUGGCUAUUGUAAAUAGAGCUGCAACGAACAUUUCGGUACAUGACUCUUUUUGAAUUAUGGUUUUCUCAGGGUAUAUGCCCAGUAGUGGGAUUGCUGGGUCAUAUGGUAGUUCUAUUAGUAGUUUUUUAAGGAACCUCCAUACUGUUCUCCAUAGUGGCUGUACCAAUUCACAUUCCCACCAGCAGUGCAAGAGUUUUCCCUUUUCUCCACACCCUCUCCAGCAUUUAUUGUUUCUAGAUUUUUUUUUUUUUACAUCUUUAUUCUACCUGCCAUUUUGAUCUUCUUUUCCCUCCCUUUGUUUCUCCCUCACCCCGCCUCUUUCUCCUGGUCUCCUUUUCCUGUUCUCUUUGGGAUCUCCCUGUUCUUUCUCUGAAUCCUUUUAGAUAUUCAUUCAGCCAACACUGAUCUCUUAUGCCAUGCCAGGUAAGAAGAUGUUGGUCCUAUAAAGAGUUUGGCAUAGGGGGUUAGAGCGAGGGUGGGUCAAGAGAGUGAUGAGGAGAGAGAGAAACAGAGAACUAUUUUUAAAAGUUAUGUCCAGGGCUUCCCUGGUGGCGCAGUGGUUGAGAGUCCGCCUGCCGAUGCAGGGGACGAGGGUUCGUGCCCCGGUCUGGGAAGAUCCCACAUGCCGCGGAGCGGCUGGGCCCGUGAGCCAUGGCCGCUGAGCCUGCGCGUCAGGAGCCUGUGCUCUGCAACGGGAAAGGCCACGACAGUGAGAGGCCCGCGUACCGCAAAAAAAAAAAAAAAAAAAAAA
This is a messenger RNA of Orcinus orca (killer whale), 3215 nucleotides long. RefSeq names its product ribonuclease A family member 10 (inactive) (gene RNASE10). The transcript has a single exon. Gene Ontology annotation, molecular function: nucleic acid binding. The coding region runs from base 349 to 1203 and encodes 284 amino acids. Lineage: Eukaryota; Metazoa; Chordata; Mammalia; Artiodactyla; Delphinidae. The record is from RefSeq and is a predicted model, not a curated record.